AGGCAGCCCGGGACCCCACAGCUCCUCUCCCAUCACCACCUCGACUCCAGGCCAGUCAGUUGGUGCAAAACUGGACUUGACCUCAUCACAGAAAAAGCUAAACAGAAGCUUAAGGAGUGGCAAGAGAGGAAUUCAAGAACCUCAACAUCUUCAGCACCACAAGGCAAAACGCUCCUCUCCUCAAAGCCCCAACAGGCUGUAAUAAGUGUGAUCUGUUGUGGUCCAGACAUCAUCAAAACCAUCAAGCAAGAUUUGGAGGGGAUUCUGCAGAAGCAGCUGGUAGAGAGAGAGGUGGAUGUGCAGGAUUUUUCCAGGCUUGAUGCCAUGGAGCUGGAGGCCGUGCUAGCAAAAGUUAGUGUCUUAGGAAUAAGUCUGGAACACAGAAGACAUCGAAGAUCUGAAAGUGCGAGUGGCAACAGAGACGGAAACACAGCUAGAGCUAAAGCUAGAGAUCGGUCAGGGUCAGGAGAAGAGGUCUAUGUGCUGAGGGGCCUAAAAGAGGACGUUUUGAGCGUCACUGAACUUCUAAACAGAGCUGUCCACGAAAUACUUUUUGAAGACCUCCAAGACAAAAAAGAAGCAAUGUUGGCUCUUACUGUACAGUGGUCGAUCCAGGAUGUAGAUGGAGCCUGGCAGGAGCUGAGCCUGCAUGACAACUACGUGCUGGAGGACGCUCACGUGAAUAAAAAAUUGUCUGUAGAUGUCAUGGCACCAGACAGAAUGAUGACGGAAGUAAACCUGAGGGUAAACGAAGCCAAAAAUUGGCAAACAGGGAUCAUAUACAAAGUGAAAAGGAGCGAGACUGAAACAACCUUCAGGUUGCCAACACAAUGGGAACCUAUGCAGGAAGAAGUCUUUAAAAAGGUUGAGCUACAACCUAACUCGCAUGAGUAUCAGGUCGUAGCCCAGGAUUUCCACAAAACAGCAAGAUACAACAUUCAAAAGAUAGAGCGUGUGCAAAACCUCUACCUAUGGCAUGCCUAUGCUGUGUGUAGGCAGCGUAUACUUGUCAAAAAUAGUGCAGCAGAACUUGGGGAGAGGUCUCUCUACCACGGCACAUCAGCAGAGUCAUGCAGCUGCAUUGAAAGGGACAGAUUUGACAGGAGCUUCGCAGGAACGCAUGACACCAUGGCCAAGAUCAAGGCUGCAGCACAGCUACUGGGGAUCCGUAGAGUGCUUGAUCUCUGCAACAAAGAGGAAAGGAUGAAGGAAGAUGGAAGUACCAAAAAGGAAGAGCGAAAGAUCUCUGCUCUGGAACAGAUGAAGAUUACUCUUCAGUCCAUUCAACAGCUGUGGGCAGACAGAGUGGGGUGUGAUGUUAUUUUGGAUGUGGACGGGGCUUUAUUCCAUGUUCACAGAGUUAUUCUGGCGGCAAGCAGCGACUACUUCCGUGGCAUGUUCACCAGCGGGAUGAGGGAAUCCCAUCAGACUUAUGUUGCCCUUCCCUUCCUGUUAGCAUCUGAGUUAGAGGCUCUUAUUGGCUGCUCCUACAGUGGGACCCUUUCGCUCAGCUGGGACUGUGUUUUCGAGAUCACCUGCACUGCCCUUCAGCUUCAGUUCCAGCCCGCCCUCUCGCUUUGCCUCAAUUUCAUGCGACAGGAAAUAGAGGCAAGCUCCUGCCUGGACAUUGCGUCUUUUGCUGAAGCCUAUGGGAUGCUAGAUCUCCUUGAGGAAGCCAAUGACUUCGUACUGAGGAACUUCUGGGAGGUGUCAUCCACUGCAAAGUUUCAGGAUCUACAAGCAGAGAAGCUUCUAGACCUCCUCCGCAGUGAUGGUCUUUGUGUGCCUUCAGAGUUGGCUGUAUUUCGAGCUGUAAUUUCAUGGAUUGAAGCUGAUCCUGAGGAGAGAUUGGGCCAGGCUAGUUUACUGAUGACUGGAGUCCGCUUCCCCCUCAUGACCUUUCGAGAGUUCAGGGAGGUCAGGGCCAUUAACCUGCGCAUGGAGUGCUUCGGAAACAAGGAAGUUGAACUCUAUGGUUCAGCACUCAAGGAAUUUGGUUUCAGCGUUCCAAAAACUCAAGAUCUGUGUCGGGUCAGACGACCCAAAGAUGCUCUGGUUCUGGUCGGGGGAGACCAGCUGUACCCAGAUGUAGGUCAGUUCCCCAGCAGGGAGCUGUGGUUUGCAAACUCCCUACGCAGUGGCACAGGAUUGGUGAAGGAGAUAGAGUGGAGGAGGCUGGGUGAGAUGCCAGACAAGCCGAAGUUCAGGCAUGGAGUAACAGCAAUGGAAGGGAAGCUGUAUGUGUUUGGAGGAUGUUACUUCUACGCUAAGGAUAACAUAAUGAAAUCUGCCUACAGUUAUGAUCCCGUGCAGGACAGCUGGAAGAGGCUGGCCGACAUGCAGGAAUUUAGAAGUAACUUCUCAGUGGUGGCACAUGAGGAGCGCCUUUAUGCCAUUGGUGGAGAUAAGGAGAUCAACACCAACGUGGACAGCGUUGAGAUGUACAACCCAGAUACCGACUCUUGGAGCUUUGUCAAGCCCCUGGACCAGGCUCUGAGUGGCUACGCUGUCACUGUUGUAGAUGGAGGUAUUUUUGUUUCUGGAGGUUUCAACUGCAAGUAUGUGUGUCUGGUUUCCAUGUUCCUGUACCACCCGGAGAGAGGAACCACCUACCUGGCAGACAUGGCCCAAGACCGGGCCCUGCAUUGCAUGGAAGCCCUGCGAGGCCAUCUCUACGUCUCCGGUGGAGUGUCUAACCUGAGGAAAUUUUACAAUGAUCAACAAGCCUGUGAGGUGUAUGAUCCUGGGAACGAUUCCUGGACUGCUUUUGCGUCACUGCCUGUGCCACAUGUGAGUGCAGCCUCAGCCAUCCUGGAAGAGAAGAUCUAUAUACUGGGUGGAUACUGCCAGGACGACUACAGUGAGACCGGACUGGUCCACCGGUUUGAUCCCAGCACACAGCGAUGGGAGAACAUUGGCAAACUGCCUGGGGCUGUUACUGACAUUCGGGCAUGUCUGCUCCAAUUACCUCAGCACUUUAGACAGUAACUGUGUGGUCAACAUGUUUGAAGCUUGUAGGGGAAAUAUUCAAACGUGUUAAAUAUAGAAUGUGGCAAAAUAUAAAAAUAAUAGCAGUUGUUAGAAUAUACUGACUUUUUUGGUGCAAUCUACUGGCAAAUGUUGGAUUAUUGGCAAAUCUGAAUUAGGUAUGCGUCUAGUACUGCUUUUUGUACUGUCAAAGAUAUAGUUUAAAUUAAGAAAUUUAAAUACAGAAUGAUUGUUUGCUGUACUGUAAAUGGCAGAUCAUUUUAUUCUCUACAUCUUCUUAAAAUUAGAGCAUCUCCAAGAAUAGGAUAUACAAUCUCAAGCACUAGUUACCCAUCUAAUAAUAAAACGAUGAGAGAGUUCUCUGCAUGUCUUUUACAGUUUUACCUUGUUGCUGAAUGACAAAGUUUGUGAAUUAAAAA
Messenger RNA from Xiphias gladius (swordfish), 3407 nucleotides. Its product is annotated as kelch-like protein 33. NCBI's taxonomy places the organism in Eukaryota, Metazoa, Chordata, Actinopteri, Istiophoriformes, Xiphiidae. Gene Ontology annotation, molecular function: protein binding. The record is from RefSeq and is a predicted model, not a curated record. The transcript is spliced from 8 exons. Bases 325 to 2988 code for a protein of 887 amino acids.